AAAUUAAGAAAAGCAAUCCUCACUUGUCAAUUUGCAGAUAGAUACUUGACUCUCUCUUUCCUUAAUCUUCAAAGUUCACACCCUACACCUAUUUCCUCGUCUUAAAUGUAAAACAGAAAUAAACAAACAGAGAAAGAAGGAAAUUAGCAACACAAAGGCAAGCGUUCUCCCUGUCGCGGAAAUUACAACUUAGAAUGUUGUAAAAAUGGGGCACCUUGUGAUGUAUGGUGGUUGAGUUUGUUGGAGGGGAAGUGCCAAAAAUGGGUGUACCAAACGCAGAGGCAGAUCAGGAAAGCAGGAAGCGGAAGCAAGGGGAUGGGGCAUGAUGCUGAUGGUGCAUUAUGGGAAAAGGUGAGGAAGAGCAGAGGUUGAGUACAAGUGUGAACAGUGAGGUACCGGUGGAGAAUGCCGGUGGUCCAAUUUCAAGCUUAAGCUUACUAUUUGCUGCCUCUGCCUCUGCCUCUGCCUCUGCCUGUGGCUGCGGAUGCAAAUCUCUCUUUGGCCUUCGAUGCUUCCUCGUGUUGCUCUUAUCUCUUGCUCUCUUCCUCUCUGCUUUAUUUUGGCUGCCCCCUUUUCUUAAUUUUUCAGAUCAAUCUGAUCUGGAUCUUGAUUCCAGGUUCAAAGAUCAUGAUAUAGUAGCAAGUUUUAAUGUUGAGAAGCCGGUUUCUUUGCUGGGAGACAAUAUCUUGCAGCUUGAAAAUGACAUAUUUGAUGAGAUAGGCUUUCCCACAAGCAAAGUGGUUAUCUCAUCUCUUGAGCCUCUAGCCAGAUCAAACAUAACAAAGGUUGUCUUCGCAGUUGAUCCUGAUGUAAGAUAUUCAAAAAUAUCUUCAACUUCUCAAAGUUUGAUAAGGGCAUCUUUUGAAUCUUUGGUUAUACACCAAUCAUCUCUACGCUUGACUGAAUCCUUGUUUGGGGUUCCACGAUACUUUGAGGUGCUAAAAUUCCCUGGAGGAAUUACUGUAAUUCCCCCACAAAGUGCGUUUCUUCUGCAGAAAGUGCAAAUCCUUUUCAACUUUACCUUGAACUUUUCUAUUGAUGAAAUACAAGGAAAUUUUGAGAAAAUGACAAGCCAGCUGAAGGCUGGAUUGCGUCUAGCCACAUAUGAGAACUUGUAUAUUAGCUUAUCAAAUUCUGAAGGCUCCACAGUUGCUCCCCCCACUACUGUUCAAUCAUCUGUUCUACUGGCCGUGGGGAAUACUCCUUCAAUGCCAAGAUUGAAGCAACUAGCUCAAACCAUCACGGGUUCUCAUUCAAGAAACCUUGGCCUGAACAACAACAUAUUUGGUAGAGUUAAGCAAGUUCGUCUUUCAUCCAUUUUGCAACAUUCCCUUCAUGGAGGUGAUGGUAGUUCAAACUCAUGGUCCCCUUCUCCUGCCCCUCUGCCUCAUCCUCACCACAGUCAUCACCACCACCACCAUCACCACCACCACCAUCACCAUCACCAUAGUGAUGUUCUAGCCCCUGCAGUUUCACCUGCUACAUCAACUGAGAAAGGUGCAGCUGCACCUGAAGAUUAUUCACCUGCUCCAGAGAGAAUUUCACCUGCAUCCCCAUGGAGUUACAAGGCAAAUCCUCCAGGUUGCCAACAUAGAAAUAAAAGGAUCAAGGGGAAGACUGGACAGGAGUCUAAUAUAGCCCCAGUUGUCGCACCUAAAAUUUCUCCUAACCAUUAUGCUGCUCCACCACUUGUACACCCAUCAGCAUUGGCCCCCAAACCUAAACCGAGGCCAAUCUCCCAUUUGGUUCCCACAUCUAGUCCACUGCCAAAUGUAGCAUUUGCUCAUGUUGAGGCUCCAUCAAAGAGUAAAUCAAAUAAAGAGAAUCCUGACAGGACACCUUCAGUUUCACCAUCACCAAUGGCAUCUAUAUCCUCUACAGGUAUUCCAACUAUGCAAUGGCCGCUUCCACUCCUAUUAGCUAUAAUGAUACAUUUAUAACAACAGAGCAACAACCUGUUUUCUAGUUACAAUCACUUCACUAGUAAUCAAGGGAGUCAAAUUGUAUAAUCCAAAUUUAAAGGAGAUGUACCAACUAGAAUUCGGUGGGUGAGAGCAAUGCAAAGGGUGUGCCCUCAUGUCCGGUUAGAUAUAUGUUGUUUUCAUGCUGUAAAUAUUUAAUUAAAAUAUCUAGUGGCAGCAUUUUCAGGUCAAAGUCACAUUGGUGGCAGGCCCUAGAUUAUGUGAAUUGCCACUGCUUUGUGUAUUCUCUUUUGCAGAAAUCAAAGGGGGAAAGAACAAAUCUAUGUGCA
Messenger RNA from Theobroma umbraticum, 2251 nucleotides. Its product is annotated as hydroxyproline-rich glycoprotein family protein. NCBI's taxonomy places the organism in Eukaryota, Viridiplantae, Streptophyta, Magnoliopsida, Malvales, Malvaceae. The record is from RefSeq and is a predicted model, not a curated record.